Molecule: messenger RNA, 984 nt
Organism: Apodemus sylvaticus (European woodmouse)
Lineage: Eukaryota; Metazoa; Chordata; Mammalia; Rodentia; Muridae
Gene: Pou1f1
Product: POU class 1 homeobox 1
Exons: 6
Coding region: 37-984 (315 amino acids)
Biological process (GO): regulation of transcription by RNA polymerase II
Molecular function (GO): RNA polymerase II cis-regulatory region sequence-specific DNA binding; DNA-binding transcription factor activity, RNA polymerase II-specific
Source: RefSeq, a predicted model, not a curated record
AAGCAGCGGGUCUUAGUUCCCUACUUUCUUGUGGGAAUGAGUUGCCAAUCUUUCACUUCGGCUGAUACCUUUAUACCUCUGAAUUCGGAUGCUUCUGCUGCUCUGAGAAUGCACCACAGUGCCUCCGAGUGUCUCCCGGCCUCCAACCACGCCACCAACGUGAUGUCCACAGUCCCGUCUAUUUUGUCUUUGGUCCAAACUCCUAAAUGUUUGCACACGUAUUUCUCGAUGACAACGAUGGGAAAUACAGCCACAGGACUUCAUUAUUCUGUGCCUUCCUGCCAUUAUGGAAAUCAGCCAUCCACCUAUGGAGUGAUGGCAGGCAGUUUAACCCCUUGUCUUUACAAGUUUCCAGACCACACCCUGAGCCAUGGGCUUCCUCCCCUGCACCAGCCUCUGCUGGCAGAGGACCCCACGGCCUCUGAAUUUAAGCAGGAACUCAGGCGGAAAAGCAAAUUGGUGGAAGAACCAAUAGACAUGGAUUCCCCGGAAAUCCGAGAACUGGAACAGUUUGCCAAUGAGUUUAAAGUGAGAAGAAUUAAGUUAGGAUACACCCAGACAAACGUGGGCGAAGCGCUGGCUGCUGUCCACGGCUCGGAAUUCAGUCAAACAACCAUCUGUCGAUUUGAAAACUUGCAGCUCAGUUUCAAAAAUGCUUGUAAACUCAAAGCAAUUUUAUCCAAGUGGCUGGAGGAAGCGGAGCAGGUCGGAGCUUUGUACAAUGAAAAGGUGGGAGCAAAUGAAAGGAAGAGGAAACGGAGGACAACUAUCAGCGUCGCGGCUAAGGAUGCUUUGGAGAGACACUUCGGAGAGCACAGCAAGCCCUCCUCCCAGGAGAUUAUGAGGAUGGCUGAAGAACUGAACCUCGAGAAAGAAGUAGUAAGAGUGUGGUUUUGCAACCGAAGGCAGAGAGAAAAACGGGUGAAAACAAGUCUCAAUCAAAGCCUGUUCUCUCUUUCCAAGGAGCAUCUUGAGUGCAGAUAA